Messenger RNA from Lodderomyces orthopsilosis Co 90-125, 324 nucleotides. RefSeq lists its product as uncharacterized. Gene Ontology annotation, cellular component: mitochondrial matrix. The record is from RefSeq and is a predicted model, not a curated record. NCBI's taxonomy places the organism in Eukaryota, Fungi, Ascomycota, Pichiomycetes, Serinales, Debaryomycetaceae. Bases 1 to 324 code for a protein of 107 amino acids. The transcript has 2 exons. Gene Ontology annotation, molecular function: protein folding chaperone; metal ion binding; ATP binding.
AUGUCAACCCUUUUGAAAUCAGCUCAAGCCUUGAAACCAUUAUUUGACAGAGUCUUAGUCCAAAGAUUAAAACCAAUUAACAAGACCGCUAGUGGUCUCUACAUUCCAGAAAAGAACCAAGAGAAAUUGAACCAAGGUGUCGUUGUUUCAGUUGGUCCAGGUAUAACCAAUACCACCACUGGUGAAGUUAUUCCAGUUUCAGUUAAAGCUGGUGAUCAAGUCUUGUUGCCUUCAUUCGGUGGUAACCCAGUCAAAGUCGGUGAAGAAGAGUACUUACUAUACACCGACAAGGAAAUCUUGGCUAGAAUUGAAAACAACAACUAA